This is a messenger RNA of Uranotaenia lowii, 1680 nucleotides long. RefSeq names its product CHRNA7-FAM7A fusion protein-like. NCBI's taxonomy places the organism in Eukaryota, Metazoa, Arthropoda, Insecta, Diptera, Culicidae. Gene Ontology annotation, biological process: nervous system process; chemical synaptic transmission; monoatomic ion transmembrane transport. Gene Ontology annotation, cellular component: membrane; neuron projection; synapse. The record is from RefSeq and is a predicted model, not a curated record. Gene Ontology annotation, molecular function: transmembrane signaling receptor activity; neurotransmitter receptor activity; extracellular ligand-gated monoatomic ion channel activity. The transcript is spliced from 9 exons. The coding region runs from base 1 to 1578 and encodes 525 amino acids.
AUGAGUCCUUCACCAGGAGACCAUCCUGGUCGGACCGUUCCUGAAUGGAUGGACACGGGAAACCUGCAAGGAAGGCUUUACUAUAUGUUCCUUCGCGCUAAACCUGGUCACACACUUCCCAAGAACCCUUUCGUUAUUGGGAGAUCAGUUGAAGAAUAUGCCGGAAAGGUGGAAGGAGGUUUCUAUGAAAAGCGAAAGUCAUGGGCUUGCCCUAUAUGGAUGUUUGAAUCUGCAGCACUUAAGCUUAAGACCGAACAAAGGAUAACAUUAACAGCCGCACGUAAGCAAAUUGAAGGAAACAGCACCAACUCUAGCUACGCCGACGUCGUAAAGCGACAAAUUCAAGCACACAACAAUAUAGCCCGCAAAAAUCAACCAGUUAAGAAAGCACCACAAACAGAAGAUCCUAAGAAAGUAGAAGAUCAACAACAACAGCAGCAACCAACGAAGCCAACUCCGAAAAGAGAUCACCUCACCGCAGUAGCAAAAACACCAGUUCCCGUGCUGGAAUCUGAUUCCCCCCCAAGGAAGAGAAUCACUUCACAGCCAACUCCUCCCGUGUCGGUCGAAAAUGUGGAAGAUAAAAAUCUACACACAGUUGACGACAACUGCACAAUAUUGACCCGUGUCCCCGGGAAGCGGAACGAGAUCUACUACAACUGCUGUCCGGAGCCUUACAUCGAUAUCACCUUCACCAUCAUCAUUCGGCGGCGGACGUUGUACUAUUUUUUUAAUUUGAUCGUCCCGUGCGUGCUGAUUGCGUCGAUGGCACUGCUAGGGUUCACACUACCGCCGGAUUCCGGAGAAAAGUUAUCAUUAGGUGUAACAAUUUUAUUAUCAUUGACUGUAUUUUUAAACAUGGUUGCUGAAACAAUGCCAGCAACGUCGGAUGCUGUUCCACUUUUAGGCACAUAUUUUAACUGCAUCAUGUUUAUGGUUGCAUCAUCCGUUGUGUCAACAAUUUUAAUUUUAAACUAUCAUCAUAGGAAUGCGGACACACACGAAAUGUCUGAUUGGGUUAGAAUCAUAUUUUUAUAUUGGCUGCCGUGUAUUUUAAGAAUGAGCCGACCGGGUAGAAGCUUAUCGAUGGAAUAUCCGCCAACGCCAACGUCGGAUAGUUCCGAACGGAAAACGCACAUCCAUGACGUCGAACUGAAAGAGCGAUCAUCGAAGUCGUUACUAGCGAACGUAUUAGAUAUAGACGAUGACUUUCGUCACAACUGUAGACCAUUAACCCCCGGAGGUACACUGCCACAUAAUCCAACAUAUUUCAGGACUGUUUAUAGUAGCGAUGAUGGAAGUAUGGGACCGAUCGGAAGCAAUCGAAUGCCAGAUGCAAUUGCGCCACCACAUACGUGUUUCACAUCAUCCGCUGAUUACGAACUAGCUUUAAUAUUGAAGGAGAUCCGUUUUAUCACCGAUCAGAUACGGAAAGAGGACGAGGACAGCGAUGUCGCCAAGGAUUGGAAAUUCGCAGCAAUGGUAGUUGAUAGAUUGUGCCUUAUAAUUUUCACGUUUUUCACAAUAGUGGCAACCAUAGCUGUUCUAUUUUCGGCUCCACACAUCAUCGUUUCGUAGCCAUAUGGAAAAGGUUAUUGUUAUUGGUUUUAUCAUAAAAUCAAUUUGUUAUUCAUUAAAUUAUUGUCGAGACUUUUUAAAUGAGGUAUCAAAAAAAAACAA